Ascochyta rabiei is the source of this 570-nucleotide messenger RNA. RefSeq names its product COPII coat GTPase. Gene Ontology annotation, cellular component: COPII vesicle coat; endoplasmic reticulum exit site. Gene Ontology annotation, biological process: membrane organization; intracellular protein transport; endoplasmic reticulum to Golgi vesicle-mediated transport. The transcript has 4 exons. Lineage: Eukaryota; Fungi; Ascomycota; Dothideomycetes; Pleosporales; Didymellaceae. Gene Ontology annotation, molecular function: GTPase activity; GTP binding. The coding region runs from base 1 to 570 and encodes 189 amino acids. The record is from RefSeq and is a predicted model, not a curated record.
AUGUGGAUUUUCGAUUGGUUCUGGGAGGUGCUGGCCUCGCUCGGCCUCGCGAACAAGCACGCCAAACUGCUCUUCCUCGGGCUCGACAAUGCCGGCAAGACGACGCUGCUGCACAUGCUCAAGAACGACCGCGUCGCCGUCCUGCAGCCCACGCUGCACCCAACCUCGGAAGAACUCUCCAUCGGCAACGUAAAGUUCACCACAUUCGAUCUGGGCGGCCACGCGCAGGCCCGUCGGCUCUGGCGCGACUACUUCCCCGAAGUCUCCGGUAUUGUCUUCCUCGUCGACGCAAAAGACCACGAGCGCCUGCAGGAAUCGAAAGCGGAGCUCGAUGCGCUCCUCGCCAUGGAAGAGCUGAAGAGCACACCCUUUGUCAUUCUCGGCAACAAGAUCGACCACCCGGACGCCGUGUCCGAGGACCAGCUGAGGAGCGAGCUGGGCCUGUACCAGACGACUGGCAAGGGCAAGGUGCCGCUAGAGGGCAUCCGGCCGGUUGAGGUCUUCAUGUGCAGUGUGGUGAUGAGACAGGGAUACGGCGAGGGCAUCAGGUGGCUGAGUCAGUAUGUGUAG